ACAUGUGCAGCAGGGCCAUUUGUCCCAUGCAGAGCCAAACUUGUGCAUUAUUUAAUGAGAAAUACAAAACAAAGAUUCAAUACUUUUCCUUCUUCGUCAUAGGCAUUUACCAGAUACAAUGUCUAGAAAAGGGUCAUUUUGUUUCCCUUUCUUAAUAACGUUUGAUGAGACUUAUCACCCAUUCAUUUCUGAUGUCUUCAAAGAGUCGGCAUAAUAUUCCAGUCAAGCUGGCCGGGCGGCAACUCAUCCGAUAACGCGCCUAUUUACUGAACCCAUUUACAAGUUGGCCACAUGGCUCAUUAAUAAUCCACAUGAGUGAACAAUGUUCUACGGUUCAAAAUUAGACCAGCCUUAACUGCCACUAUGUCUAUAAGUACCACAAAAUGAUUCUUCUUUCCAUAAAUACAAGCACACAAACCAGACCGACAUACACAGAAAGAGAGAGAUAGAGAAGGAUGUCUACUGUUAAUGGCUUCCAGGGUAGCAACAAUGGCUACUCUAAUGGUUUCCAUGCCAGUGAUACAACAGGCAAGAUCAUCACUUGCAAAGCUGCUGUUGUUUGGGGGCCUGGAGAACCAUUUGUCAUAGAAGAGGUGCAAGUGGACCCUCCACAGAAGAUGGAGGUUCGGAUCAAGAUCCUUUUCACCUCCAUCUGCCACACCGAUCUCAGCGCUUGGCUCGGUCAUAACGAGGCUCAGCGCGCAUUCCCACGCAUCCUCGGCCAUGAAGCCAGCGGGAUUGUGGAGAGUGUGGGGGAGGGAGUGGAGGACCUGAAGACUGGAGAUCAUGUUGUGCCAAUCUUUAAUGGAGAGUGUGGGGGAUGCGCAUAUUGUAAGUGCGAGCAGACGAACUUGUGCACUAAGUUUCGGGUGAACCCAAUGAAACGCGUGAUGGAUGCGGAUGGGCAGCCUCGGUUUUGGAUGGCGAGCAAGGAUGGGGAGGAGCGGCGCCCGGUGUAUCACUUCCUGAACGUGUCCAGCUUUGCUGAGUAUACCGUUGUGGACUCUGCGUGCGCCGUGCGCAUCCAACCGGCCGCUCCGCUCCAUAAGAUGUGUCUCCUUAGUUGCUGCAUCUCCACUGGGGUGGGAGCUGUUUGGAAUACUGCAAAUGUUCAUGAGGGCUCAAAGGUGGCAAUUUUCGGUUUGGGGGCUGUAGGUCUUGCAGUUGCAGAAGGGGCAAGGCUAAGAGGAGCUUCUCAAAUAAUUGGAGUUGAUAUUAAUCCAGAUAAAAUGAUAAAAGGGAGAGAGAUGGGCGUGACAGACUUCAUCAACCCUGCAAAUUGUAAAAAUCCUAUUAAUGAGGCGAUUAAAGAGAUGACAAAAGGUGGCGUGGACUUCAGCUUCGAAUGUGCUGGCAAUCUAGACGUUCUACGUGAAGCUUUUACUUCCACUCAUGAUGGAUGGGGGCUCACAGUGAUUCUGGGAAUUCAUCCAACUCCAAGACUGCUCCCUCUGCAUCCAAUGGAGCUCUUUGAUGGCCGAAGGAUGGUUGGUUGCGUCUUCGGAGACUUCAAAGGGAAAUCACAUCUGCCGGAAUUCGUCGAAAAGUAUAUGAAGGGGGAUGCAACUUAUAAGCUCAAUUUGGAUGGCUUCAUAACACAUAAGCUCCCAUUUGAGAAGAUCAAUGAAGCUUUCAGGCUACUGCAGCAGGGGAAAUCACUUAGGUGCCUUCUCCACCUCUGAGCAAGUUUACAUGUGUGUAUAUGUGUUGUCAAAUGUCAGUUUGAUCUUUUGAUGUUCUUCAAUAGUCUUGGCCUUUGGUUUGGUACAUUUAUAAUUUAAUACUCUGCUAUAUUAAAUUUCAU
Dioscorea cayenensis subsp. rotundata (Guinea yam) is the source of this 1804-nucleotide messenger RNA. Its product is annotated as alcohol dehydrogenase-like 4. Gene Ontology annotation, biological process: formaldehyde catabolic process. The record is from RefSeq and is a predicted model, not a curated record. The coding region runs from base 456 to 1682 and encodes 408 amino acids. Gene Ontology annotation, molecular function: S-(hydroxymethyl)glutathione dehydrogenase [NAD(P)+] activity; zinc ion binding. The transcript has 9 exons. Gene Ontology annotation, cellular component: cytosol. NCBI's taxonomy places the organism in Eukaryota, Viridiplantae, Streptophyta, Magnoliopsida, Dioscoreales, Dioscoreaceae.